Messenger RNA from Liolophura sinensis, 1331 nucleotides. Its product is annotated as ribokinase-like. Lineage: Eukaryota; Metazoa; Mollusca; Polyplacophora; Chitonida; Chitonidae. Gene Ontology annotation, molecular function: ribokinase activity. Gene Ontology annotation, biological process: D-ribose metabolic process. The record is from RefSeq and is a predicted model, not a curated record. The transcript has 8 exons. Gene Ontology annotation, cellular component: cytosol. Bases 23 to 970 code for a protein of 315 amino acids.
UUUCAUUUUCGUGACGGAUUUAAUGGUAUACGCGUGUUUUUCGCCUCACCUGCGAUAUUUCCUCAACAUUUACUUGGCGGAGAGUUAUGUUCCUCGAUUGCCCAAGCCAGGGGAAACAAUUCACGGGAGUCGGUUUUCUAUAGGGUUUGGAGGUAAAGGUGCCAAUCAGUGUGUUAGCUCAGGCAGACUUGGUGCAAGGACAGCCAUGGUUGCAAAGAUUGGGACAGACUCAUUUGGCGAUGAUUACUUGAAGAAUCUGCAGGACAGUGGUGUUAAUACAGAUUUUGUGUAUAGAACAUCAGAAGCCUCAACAGGAGUAGCUCCUAUCUCAGUUACUGAUGAAGGUCAAAAUGCCAUUGUGAUUGUACCAGGGGCAAACCUGCUGUUGACCGAGAGUGAUGUCAUAGCUGCUGAGACACUCAUCCAAUCAGCAAAAGUCCUCGUCUGUCAGUUAGAAAUUUCCCCACCCAUUACAGUCAUGGCAAUGAGACUAGCCAGGAAACAUGGCGUGCGGACAAUUUUGAACCCUGCUCCUGCCCUGUCAGAUUUACCUGAGGAAAUGUUUACACUGUCGGACAUCCUGUGUCCAAACGAGACAGAGGCCGAAAUUUUGUCUGGGAUGUCAGUCAAGUCAGUUGAUGAUGCAAAGAAAGCCUCAUUGUUGUUGUUGGAUCGAGGCUGUAAGGCUGUGAUUAUCACACUUGGUGAACAAGGUGCUGUUGUUGCUUUCCAAGGGGAGACUACUCCUAUACAUAUCCCUGCCAAAAAAGUGAAGUCCAUAGACAGCACAGGUGCUGGAGAUGCCUUUUUGGGAGGGCUGGCCUUCUACCUGUCCACAUUGCCGGGCCUGGAGUUUAUAGAGGCAGUGAGAAGAGCUGGGGAGAUUGCCACUAUCAGCGUUCAGGCGGAGGGGACACAGAAAAGUUACCCCUACAGAGCUAAUCUGGAGCCUCACAUGUUUGCUGUGUGAGAACCCUUCCCUGUGAAUAAAGGCUCUGGUCUCAGGAUCACAAAGUGAUCUUAGGCCUAAGUCAAAAUUUCAAAUCACUUUAGUUGUUAUUUCUUACAUAACAAGGAAAAAAUAUUGCUUGACAACAGAAAUUCUUGGUAAGUUAUUGAAAAAAAAAAUUCAGAAAUGAAAUUUUGAUGUCAUGUAGGGGGUGAGUGGGCAAAGGUUUAAUUUACAAGGUUCUGUAAAAACUUGUUGGUAAAAAAUAGUUUCAGAAGUUUUGAAACAAGAAAGCCAGGUGACUUUGUGUAUUUAAGGUUUCAAAUCAUACAACAUUGCAUUGUCUUAACAUAUAUGAAGAUUAAGUAAUUCAUUCAUGUGU